GCAAACUCUAUUGAAUUUUUACCAUAAAUACGCAGUGAUUCUAUCAACAAGUCAUCAGUCCAUCAAGUUGUGUUCUUGGUAGAACGUGCAACUGCGUAAAGCCUAACAAAAAUGAUCAAGUUUGCCGUGGUAACCGUUGCCCUGGUGGGCGUAACUUUGGCCUUCGAACACUACGGGUUCGUCAACGAGGUUAAACACAUCCCAUACAAGUGGUACGGUGGCGGCCAGGGUGGCUUCGGUGGUGGAAUCGGCGGCGGAAUUGGCGGCGACAUUGGCGGCGGUUUUGGCGGUGGUUUGGGCGGCGGCUUUGGCGGAGGAGUGGGUGGUGGUUUCGGGGGUGGAAUUGGCGGCGGACUGGGUGGCGGCAUCGGCGGAGGCGAGGUAAGUUUGGAGCGACAUGGUUUGGAUUACUACUCGUACCCGAAGUACAAGUACGAGUACGGAGUGAAGGACUACCAUACCGGUGAUCACAAAAGCCAGUGGGAGGUUCGUGAUGGAGAUGUCGUCAAGGGCGAGUACACGCUGGAUGAACCCGAUGGCACCAAGCGUAUUGUGGAGUACUACGCCGAUGACAAGAACGGGUUCGAAGCCAAGGUGAAAAACAUUGGACAUUCCAUCGGUGGAGGACAGGGUGGCUUCGGAGGUGAGGAGGGUGGAUUUGGAGGCGGUUAUCACGGUCUCGGAUACAGCUACAGCAAACUGAAGAAGUACAACUGAAACUGUGACGGAUGCAGCAAGACUGAAUUUACUGAUGCCAAGUUAUGUAGCCUAGAUUUAUAAAAUUGAAAUUUGAUGCAUAAGAUCAUUUGAAGCAUUUUUACCGACAUCGAAACAGAGAUUGAAAUGAUUAGCUCUGAAGUUCCAGCUCACACAUUUGCACAUUAUAUGCCGUCGAAAGUAUGAACACAAUUUAUCUAUCUAUAAAUCUACUUCCUCUAUUGUCACAAUCCCGAGAUAGGUCCUGUUUUUCUACCAUAUUUUGUUCUACACGAACUCUCACCGGGGCCCUUGAGAGCUCUUGUAAUGUCAGGUACACAACCGUACUCCGCUAUUUCUGCCGUUGUCGCAAUGCCAUCAUA
Messenger RNA from Topomyia yanbarensis, 1079 nucleotides. RefSeq names its product adult-specific cuticular protein ACP-20-like. NCBI's taxonomy places the organism in Eukaryota, Metazoa, Arthropoda, Insecta, Diptera, Culicidae. The transcript is spliced from 2 exons. Bases 112 to 717 code for a protein of 201 amino acids. The record is from RefSeq and is a predicted model, not a curated record. Gene Ontology annotation, cellular component: extracellular matrix.